AUGGCGGCGGCCGGAGAGCCCGCACCGACCCCGGAGCCUCCGGCCGCGGGGACCCCGCCGCCGCCGCCGCCGGCCUGCCGCUUCUUCCUGGAGGGCCGCUGCCGCUUCGGCGCCCGCUGCCGCCAGCCCCACCCCGGGGCUCCGACGCCGGCGCAGCCGAGAGGCGGGGCCGAGGCCGAGGCCGGGGCCCGGACCAAAAAGCCGCCCCUGCGCACCGCCGCGGCCGUCAUCCAGCGCAUCCGCUGGGACCCGCGCCUGGACCCCGCCGACUUCGCGGUGGGCUACGCCGACCGCUUCCGGGGCGUCCUGGAGGAGCCCUUCGGCGCCUUCUGCUGGGACGAGCCGCUGGCGGCGCUCGGGCCCGGCGCGCUGGCCGUCCCGCAGCACCGCGUCCGCUACUUCCGCUUCCGCGGCCGCGUCGUGUGGGACCGCGACUCGCGCACCGACCACGUCUUCGGCUCCGGCUGCGCCGCGGGCCGCGGGCCCACCAUCCUGGACGCGCUGGGCGCUCCCGGGCACGGAGAAGGGCAGGAUGGCGCGGACGCGCACGGGGACGAGCACGCGCCCGGAGCCGGAGAGGCGCCGGACAGCGGGGACGAGCAGGGGGUGGACACACCUGGGACCCGGGAAGCACAGGACUGCGCAGCUGCGCCCCCUUCUGGCGCCCCAGCAGGAGAGCUCGGACCGCCGCCUGGGACCGGCCCCCAAGCCGAAGCCGGGAGCCUGGUGCCCGCGGGGACUUCGGUGAAGGCCCAGGCGCUGGGCGGGGCCGGCAGCCCGGCUUCCCCACCGAAGGAGCCAGAGAGGGCGCGGAAGCUGGCCGCCAAAGCCAGGACCAGAGAGGCACGGACCAUGGCGGCCGCUGGGCAGCCCCUGGGUGACUCCUCCGAGACAAAAGAGGGGUGUCAAGAGGAGUGGGGUACUGAGGCCUGGCCCGAAGCUGGCGGAGAGGCCACCGCGGCCAGGGACACAGCCCCUCGCCAGCCUCGCCCCACGCACUUUGUGGCCCUCAUGGUGACAGAGCCCGGGCUGCAGGCGGGGGUGGCCAAGGCCCAGUUAGAGCUGGUCCGAGCUGCGCCUUCGUGUGCCCCUUUCCUGGUGCCCGCCCAGGCCCUGCACCUGACGCUGGCCCUGCUGAGGCUGGGGGGCCCCGGGGAGACAGCGGCUGCCAUCAGUGCGCUCAAACACGCCCUCUCCGAUCCGGGACUUCCGGUACCUCCGCAGGUGACCUUUAGGCAGCUGGUGCUCCUGGGCCCCCAUGUGCUGUGUGCGCCCCCCUCCCCGUCCCUGGAAAACAUGGCCCAAGUGCUGGGCCAGAGGCUGGAGGCUGAAGGGCUCAGAGUGCUCCAGCCCCCAGGGGGGCUGCACCCGCACCUCACGCUGGCCAAGGUCCCCCGCGGCUCUCAGGGCCACCUCCCCAUGCCCGGGCCCAGCCCAGGGCAGGAGCUGGGCAGCCAGCUCCUGAGACAACUCUGGCUGUGCCGCAUGGGGAGGGCAGGGGAUGCCUACCAGCCCCUGGCGGAGAUCCCCCUGGGGUGA
Molecule: messenger RNA, 1539 nt
Organism: Pipistrellus nathusii (Nathusius's pipistrelle)
Lineage: Eukaryota; Metazoa; Chordata; Mammalia; Chiroptera; Vespertilionidae
Source: the annotation of a GenBank genome assembly